AUGAAGAGGCUUCAUAAUAUUGUUUCUCAUAAUAUGGAGGAUGAAAUUGGUAGCAAAAUGAAAGAUAAAGAAAACUUUCACAACAAUAUGGAAGAUUUGGAGGAAUCUGUGGUGCAAAAUCUUGAAGAAGUAUGUAAGCAGGCUGAUGUAUCUCCAAAAUCAAAAGCAACAGGUGGAAAAAAAGGGAAGAAACAAAUUGAAGGAAAGAGGCAAAUUGUAGCAGAUAUCCAGCAACCUACUAGGGUUGUGCCAAAGGGAACUGCAGCAAGUGAUGAUUGUAUAUAUGAGAGGCUGGAUAGAAUUGGCGUCAACCCGCAGCUUCAGCAGUGGUUUGGUCAUAUUGAAGUGGAGCAUUUAUCUAGGACAGGCUCUGAUCAUGCUCCACUUCUUGUUUUAUUGGGUGAAGAAGCUCAGAAUUUCAUAAAACCAUUCAGGUUUUUAAACUUUUGGACUGAACAUAAAGAUUUUUUGGAUACAGUUAAGUUGCACUGGCCUGAGGAAACUGAAGGCAAUUCUUUUCUGGUUUUUAAGCAGAAGAUCAAGCAAGUGAGGGCAUUAUCCUCAUGGAGUAAACAGGCUUUUUGGGAUAUUUUCAAACAACUUAUUAUAAGGGAGGAUAUAGUGAGAAUCAAGGAGCAAUUUUUUGAAGAAGAGCCAUCUGCUGAAAAUAGAACAGUGUUGCAACUUGCUCAAGCUGAAAUGAAGAAGAGAAAAAGACUGCAAGUGAAUAGAAUUCAAGAUGCUGAGGAAGAUUGGAUAGAAGAAAAGGAUCAGCUAGCAGCAAAAGCAGUUAGUUUUUUCCACAAACAGUUCACUCAAAAGGAGGAAAUCUCAGACUUUGGCAUGUUGAGACAUAUCCCUGGUAUGGGAGAGAGUGCUUGUGGUCCUGAUGGUCUAUCAGGAGCUUUUUUUCAAUCAUGUUGGAAAAUUGUAAGUCUGGAUGUAUUCAAAGUGGUUAAAGCAUUCUAUGAAGGGCAUACUAUUCCAAAAUCCAUCACUCAAACUAACUUGGCGCCGAUUCCUAAGAAAUCAGUAAUUCAUACUUUUGCCGAUCUGAGGCCAAUUAGUUUGAGCAACUUCAUUAAUAAGGUAAUAUCAAGAGUGGUGAAUGGAAGACUAGAUAAAAUAUUGCCUGAGCUGAUUUCUAGUAACCAUUCUGGUUUUGUGAAAAAAAGGAGCAUUAUUGAAAAUGUACUGCUUACUCAAGAAAUUGUUACACCUAUAAGAAAAAAAGGCAAACCUGCAAAUGUGGUGAUUAAGUUAGAUAUGGCUAAGGCAUAUGAUAGGGUGUCAUUGUUGUAUUUAACUAAGACAAGGGGCGUGAAACAAGGUGAUCCACUAUCACCUGCUCUUUUCAUACUAUCUGCUGAGGUGUUGUCUAGAGCACUUAACUCUUUAUUUGAUAAUGGGCAAUAUAGGUGCUUUGGAAUGCCUAAAUGGAGCGCCAAUUUGAGUCAUCUUGCUUGUGCAGAUGAUACUAUAAUUUUUGCUUCAGCAGAUAAACUAUCAUUAGAAAUGACAAUGGAAGUUUUGAGAGAUUAUGAAAAGGAGGUUGAGCAAAUUACUGGUUUCACUAGAGGCAUGUUCCUAUUCCAAUAUCUUGGAUGUCCUAUAUUCCACACCAGAAAGAGGAAAUUGAAGAAAGGGGGUUCACAAUUAUGGAAGAAGAUGCUAGAGGCAAGAGAUGCAAUAGAAAAAGAAAUCUGGUGGGAACCAAGAAAUAGGACUAGUAACUUUUGGUUUGACAAGUGGACCAAUCUAGGACCUCUUACUCAGAUUAUGCCAACAAAUUUUCCAAUGGAUAAUAGUAUUCAGGAGGUUGCAGAUGUGAUGGUCAAUGAGAAAUGGAGUUAUCAAAUAUGGCAGCAAACUGUGCUAGAAGAUAUUGUUGAUCAUAUCAGAAAUGAAUUACAUAUUGAUACUCUUUCUGAAGAAAAAGACAAGGACUAA
Lycium barbarum (goji berry) is the source of this 1950-nucleotide messenger RNA. RefSeq lists its product as uncharacterized. Bases 1 to 1950 code for a protein of 649 amino acids. The transcript is spliced from 7 exons. Lineage: Eukaryota; Viridiplantae; Streptophyta; Magnoliopsida; Solanales; Solanaceae. The record is from RefSeq and is a predicted model, not a curated record.